CUAGUGUUGAGGUUAAAGUGGAUGCCGACGAUCCGACGAGGUUUCCGCCUUGGAUUCCGCUUGCUUCGUGGCCGAUGAAGGUCUUUGGGGCUUCGUAGAGGCGUGCUCCGAACGUCACCUGUUCGGCUAAGACGAAUUGUCCCGCUACGAAGCACGUUUACUUGAUUGGUUGCGGUCCUUUUGGAAUUAUUCUUAUCGAGAUAUUGUCGUGACGGCGGAGCACAAAGGCUUAUGCUGAACACGUUGUCCUGUUUACACAACUGGCUUGCCGGAGCUUGAGGAAGAAGUGAUGCUUUCCAGUUAAGGAAAUGGUAGUUAGUUCGGGUUCAAGAUCAGACCAAUUUAGGAUUGCUUCGUCGGAAAAUAACUCUCCGGUGGAGUCAUCAUGGAUUGCGCAAAUGAUGGAGGCCCAACAGAAGGGAAAAGGUGUUCAAAUACCGAAAGAAGAAUUCAAGGUGACAACCUAUUGGGAAGAGACACGGCUAGAGUUACACAAUAAGAAGGUACUUUUGGAUUUCGGACAUGUUCACCGGAAUUCCGGAACCGAAGCUAGUGUCGAAGGAGGUGGUGGCGACUCUUCUUCCGGCGGGCACCGAGUUUUAGCCGGUAAAAAAGCAGGUGAGAAGAGACGAAAGAAGACAAUCAGCUUGCAGGAUCUCCGGCAGUACUUUGCAGGGAGUCUUAAAGAUGCUGCUAAGAGUAUUGGUGUGUGCCCGACUACUUUGAAAAGGAUAUGCAGACAACAUGGGAUCAAUCGAUGGCCGUCUCGAAAAAUUAAGAAGGUAGGCCACUCUUUAAGAAAGCUCCAAGCUGUUAUUGAUUCGGUUCAUGGUGCUGAGGGAGCCAUUCGAAUAGACUCGUUCUAUUCAAGCUUCCUGGAACUUAGCUCGCCAAACUUGACAUCAGAACCUCAACUGGACAGCGGCAUGUUCAUCCGAGGAGCUGCUUCUUCGAAAUCUAGAUCGUCUUCAUCGAGUCAAAGCUCCGGUUCGAGUACUUGUAGCUCCACAAGAGCUAAACAGCAGAGUACCAGUACCAAUGCAGUGGAAGAUCCUGGUGGAACACUAAACAGCGUUCUCGGUUAUGCUGAAUCGCACUCCCCGAGCCGUAAAACAAUAGGUGAGCAUCCUAAUUUCGAGACUCGACCUCGGUUCCUGAAAUCGUUUGGCCGGAAUUUAUCGACCGGGGGCGCCUUGAGAGUGAAAGCUAUGUUCGGAGAAGCUAAGAUACAGUUCGUCCUGCAACCAAGUUGGGGUUUCAUAGACUUGCAACAAGAGAUCAUGAAGCGUUUUAACAUCGAAGAUACCGGCAAAAUCGAUCUCAAGUACUUGGAUGACGACGUCGAAUGGGUUCUCUUGACGUGCGACGCCGACCUCGAGGAGUGCAUAGAUAUAUACAAAUCAGCUCAGUGCCACACCAUCCGAAUCUCCCUUCAUCAAGCAUCUAAUCCGAGUCUCCGGCAGCAGUGUCACCAUCAAUUAUGCUCCUUCUGGUAAGAGGCAUCCGCCACCUCAAAGGUGUCGUUUUAUGGCCGAAUCUUAUCGAACGGAGCUGUAGAAGAUGAGAUGGAACCGAGAUGCAUGAAUCGCAUAGAUUCUGUAUACAAUAUAAUAAAAGCGUGAGGACGAUGGCAGAAGAUGACCGAGAGAGGACUGA
Molecule: messenger RNA, 1656 nt
Organism: Hibiscus syriacus
Lineage: Eukaryota; Viridiplantae; Streptophyta; Magnoliopsida; Malvales; Malvaceae
Product: protein NLP2-like
Exons: 2
Coding region: 309-1496 (395 amino acids)
Molecular function (GO): protein binding; DNA-binding transcription factor activity
Source: RefSeq, a predicted model, not a curated record